GCUCAUCUUCCCCGUUCCAGUCUUUCUUCUCACUUCUGUACGCCAUGGUCGCAACGACAACAGAACAACUGACAGCACUCGCUGGAACAACCGUCGUCGUCCACCCACUCGUACUCCUAUCAGUAGCAGACCACCAUGCACGCUCCGUCUCUCGUGGCUCGUCGAAGCGCGUCGUAGGCGUUCUCCUGGGCCAGGACAACGGCAAGACGAUCAAUGUGGCGAACUCGUUCGGGAUCCCGUUCGAGGAGGACGAGAAGGACUCGAAGACGUGGUUUUUGGACCAUAAUUAUAUCGAUGGGAUGUUCGAGAUGUUUAAGAAGGUGAAUGCACGGGAACGCAUGAUCGGCUGGUACCACACAGGACCGAAACUUCGCGCCUCUGACCUCGAAAUCAACGACCUUUUCAAAAAGUUCAUCGCACGGCCGGUGAUGGUCAUCGUCGACGUGAGACCACAAACGGUCGGGAUCCCCACGGACGCGUACUUUGCGGUCGAGGAAAUCAAAGAUGACGGCACCGAAACGCGGAAAACGUUCCUCCACGCCCCGUCCGCAAUCGAAGCCGAAGAAGCCGAAGAAAUCGGCGUCGAGCACCUCCUCCGCGACAUCAAAGACUCUACGACGACGACGCUCUCCACCCGUGUCAGCACGCAGCUUGCCUCGCUCCGCGGCCUCGAAUCGCGCAUCUCCGACAUCCAACGUUACCUCGCCGACGUCGCGGCGGGGACGAUGCCGGUGAACCACUCGAUCGUGUAUAGUUUGCAGGACGCGUUGAAUUUGCUGCCGGAUCUGGGGCAGGAGAGUCUGACGAGGGCGUUUGCGAGCGAGACGAACGACGAGCUGUUGGUGGUUUAUGUGAGUAGUUUGGUUAGGGCGGUUAUUGCGUUGCAUGCGUUGGUGGAUAAUAAGGCGACAAUUGGGAGGGCGGAGAUGGAGGAAGGAGAGAAGGAGAAGGAGAGAGAGAAGGAGAAGGAUAAGAAGGGUGAGAAGAAAGAGAAGGGGGACGGGGAGAAGGAGAAGGAGGCAAGUAAGGAGAAGGGGUUGUAGGUUGUAGCUCGUUGCAGCUCUGUAGGCUAUUGUGAUGCAUUAUUUCUUCAGCUUUCUUUCUUUCUUUCUUGUGGGUGUGUGUACUCAUCCAUGAUCCUCGGUCCUCC
Molecule: messenger RNA, 1150 nt
Organism: Stereum hirsutum FP-91666 SS1
Lineage: Eukaryota; Fungi; Basidiomycota; Agaricomycetes; Russulales; Stereaceae
Product: Mov34-domain-containing protein
Exons: 5
Coding region: 45-1043 (332 amino acids)
Biological process (GO): proteasome-mediated ubiquitin-dependent protein catabolic process
Cellular component (GO): proteasome regulatory particle; proteasome complex
Molecular function (GO): protein binding; metallopeptidase activity
Source: RefSeq, a predicted model, not a curated record